UCAAAAGAUGUGACAGGUGGUGGGGGCUUUCGGUUUAAGCAGUUGUGCAGAAAUAUUGAGCAGAGAUCUUCGCUUACGAACCGUGUUUCAUCUUUACGUGCUGUUAGUUCUUGCAAUACAAAAAUGUCGAAAUACACAAUUGUUAUGGUACGCCAUGGAGAAAGUGAAUGGAAUCAAUUGAAUCUGUUUUGCGGAUGGUACGACGCCAAUUUAUCUGACAAAGGUAAAACAGAAGCAGUUGCAGCAGGAAAAGCAGUCAAAGAUGCAGGCCUCAAGUUUGAUAUUGCACAUACAUCAUUGUUGACAAGAGCUCAAGAAACUUUAAAAUCAAUCUUGAAAGAAACAGGUCAAGAGAACAUUCCUGUUUGUAAAACAUGGCGCUUGAAUGAACGUCAUUAUGGAGGUUUAACUGGUAUGAAUAAAGCUGAAACUGCUGCUAAAUAUGGUGAAGAGCAAGUUCAAAUUUGGAGAAGAUCUUUUGAUGUACCCCCUCCACCUAUGGAAGCAGAUCAUAAGUAUUAUGAAGCCAUAGUAAAGGAUCCAAGAUAUGCUGAUGGACCAAAACCAGAAGAGUUUCCCAAAUUUGAGUCCCUAAAAUUGACAAUUGAAAGGACAUUACCAUAUUGGAAUGAUACCAUUAUCCCACAAUUGAAAGAGGGAAAGAAAAUUAUAAUUGCUGCUCAUGGAAACAGCUUGCGUGGCAUAGUAAAACACUUAGAUCAAAUGAGUAAUGACCAAAUUAUGGGUUUAAAUUUACCAACUGGUAUUCCAUUUGUUUAUGAACUAGAUGAAAACUUUAAACCUGUUGUAUCUAUGAAAUUCUUAGGUGAUGAAGAAACUGUAAAAGCUGCAAUGGCAGCUGUUGCUGCACAAGGAAAAGCUAAAUAAAGUUAAAGAAGUCCAUUGUA
Habropoda laboriosa is the source of this 908-nucleotide messenger RNA. RefSeq names its product phosphoglycerate mutase 2 (gene Pglym78). The transcript is spliced from 3 exons. The record is from RefSeq and is a predicted model, not a curated record. Gene Ontology annotation, molecular function: intramolecular phosphotransferase activity. NCBI's taxonomy places the organism in Eukaryota, Metazoa, Arthropoda, Insecta, Hymenoptera, Apidae. Bases 124 to 888 code for a protein of 254 amino acids. Gene Ontology annotation, biological process: glycolytic process.